AUGACUUUCAAUAUCAGCACGAUCGUAAACGGCACUGUAUACUCAAUGAAGAUCACGCAGAACCCGGAAGGCAAAAUCUACACCAUUGAUCGCCAGAGUGCGAAGACGUACGACGUACCCAUACCAGCAGGGUACAAUGGACACAUGGUUUUGGUGCUUGGAAGGGUACCAUCCCAGCCCGGUUUGGUCAGGAUAGUAACCAUCACGUCGAGCGUUGAUCCAAACGUGGAUUGGAGAGACUACCUUCCCAUUCGUCCAUCGAAGAAGAACCGGAGAACGGGGAUCCAGCUUUAUCUGCGCAGCUCUGCUGACCGCUGGGUAGAGAUGGAUUUGAGGUCAUACGCCAGGGUUGACACGGAGUGCACCGUUCCUCUCCAGAUUGUGAAAAGACACCAGAAGAAGGGUUGCAAUUUGAGCUUUCGAGCAAGUCUCGCCGAUCCGUUCAACAUUACCUCAAUGGACGCCCAACCCAGGCUGCUUUGGAGCAGCCUCAACCAAACAACUAAAAGCAGACGGAGAUGGAGAAGGCCAGGAAGGAAGUGGGGCCUUCUGAUGAUGCAGCUGUUUAGUACCCUAGCCUUCAAGCCUCCAAGGUAUCGCGAAGAGAUAGGCUUGCCGAUACUUCAAUGCUAG
Messenger RNA from Letharia columbiana, 633 nucleotides. RefSeq lists its product as uncharacterized. The coding region runs from base 1 to 633 and encodes 210 amino acids. The record is from RefSeq and is a predicted model, not a curated record. The transcript has 2 exons. Lineage: Eukaryota; Fungi; Ascomycota; Lecanoromycetes; Lecanorales; Parmeliaceae.